AUUUUCUUUUUUAGAUCAGUCCAUUCGAAUAAAUUUUAACUUUUAAGUGUUAGUCGUUUAUUAACCGCUAAUAUUGUACUUAUAUUAUCAUUAUGAUAAAUCAUAUUUGAUGGCCUUAAUCAAUUUAACCGCAACUCCUUGCAGUACAGCUAUGUUGAAACUAUCAGUACUAAUACUGCUGUGUCUUGUGACAUUAGGAGACAGUAAGGGCGUUAACAAGUGGUGCACCCACAACAAUAAGUUUGUAUACACUUAUUCUUCUGGAACACACGCCUAUAGGGACCUCAACACAGCAAAGACCCAGUGCUUACAGAAGUCAGAUUGCUUUGGUAUCACCCGAGAGGGGGGCUGGAGGUACACCUUAAGAAAGGACUGGAGAUUGAGAGACAGUCCUAGUGGCGAGGUGACCUAUGUGCCGUGUGGAGGAUAUUUCAAGUGCUCCCAGUUUGGUUUGGUCAACAGGUGGGGCAAGUUUUUGAGUGCUCAGCCGGAUGGUACCGUCGACUGGGAUAGGAGCUACUAUGGCAGCUAUGAAGUUAUCAGAUUCGUUCAGAAUGGCAAGGACACCGGCUCCCUCAAGUCUAAAUGGAACAAAUACCUUUCAGCCUCUACCAGGCACCAUCUGGUGUGGAACAGGAAUGCUGCAUAUAGCUUGGAAAGGUUUAAGGUGCACCAGUACGAGGAUAAAGUGGCGUUCCAGUCGUACCACGGCAGAUAUCUGUCAGCACAACAGGACGGCACUGUGGAUGUGGAUAGGACCAAGGCGUAUAGUUGGGAGUGGUUCACAGUCCACCCGCAGGCUUGCUUGAAUAACAUCGAGUGUGACUGUUCCAAAACCAUCAACCGUGAUGACUAUGAGUUUAAAUCAGUUACAUAUGACACAACAGGGGGGCACGUUAAGGCGUUUGCGCCUGACAGGGUGGGGUACCAGCACAUAGAUAACAGAGACGGGUCAGUCACACAAUCCUCCACCUUCACGGUGAGCGAGUCAGUUCAAGAAACGGCCACAUUCACACACACAGCUGGAGCAAGCGUCACUGUUGGUACUGAGUUCUCAGUUGGAAUACCGUUUGUGGGUGAGGGUACAGUUACAGCGUCAAUUACGGCCAGCUACUCCUUUUCUGCAGGUAAUUCGAGAUCGGAGACCAAGACAAAGACAGCUACAUUCAACUGUGCGGCUUCGGCUGGCAAAAGUGUCACGUGUGAGGCUCUUCUCUUCAAAUACAGGGCUACAAUUCCUUACACCCAGACAUGGCAACACAAGAGACUGCCUUGUACCUGCACCAGUACUGGACAGUUCACAGAGAUAUCAGCUGACGAGAUGAGAAUGACUAUAACUGAGGAAUAGCUUAGUUAGAGAGGGCCACUAUAUUAUACUUUAUAGUCGUGUUACUAACUGAAAAUUGUGGUGAAUGGAGCGGCCGACUACUCUUACUACUACUUGACUUGAAUCUUAUAAUCAUUGAUUUUGGCAAAAAGGGAAAAAUUGGGAAAACAUUUCAUUUUAACAAAAUAUGCUUUAUUAUGGUAUCGUUUGAUUUCUUUGACGAAUGAAAGAAUAAAAAAGGGGGUAAAAUGGAGAAGAAACAGAUAAGAGUUAAAAACUCCAACAAAUUGUUGAUUCGCUUUAUAAACGAUAUUUUGUAUCAUGUGUAUGGUAGUUUAACUACCGCCGUCUGAAAUGAAUUGUCAGCAAUACCACGUGAUGCUAAUAAAUUGAAUCUUUUGUGUUGCAUUUUCUUUAAAGAAGUAAGAGCUGAACAAGGUUUUACACGAUUUUUUUCCUAUGCAGGUCUUACAGCACAGCUGAUAUUGCCCUUUAAAUUCCCUCAAUUUUGUUUUCAAUAGAUUUCUUGAUACAAAUGAGACAUGGUGUCUUCAUUUAAAAAGGGUACUUACUCGCAAG
Messenger RNA from Bolinopsis microptera, 1906 nucleotides. RefSeq lists its product as uncharacterized. Bases 110 to 1348 code for a protein of 412 amino acids. The transcript has 2 exons. The record is from RefSeq and is a predicted model, not a curated record. NCBI's taxonomy places the organism in Eukaryota, Metazoa, Ctenophora, Tentaculata, Lobata, Bolinopsidae.